Molecule: messenger RNA, 2413 nt
Organism: Mytilus trossulus (common blue mussel)
Lineage: Eukaryota; Metazoa; Mollusca; Bivalvia; Mytilida; Mytilidae
Product: HHIP-like protein 2
Exons: 10
Coding region: 65-1402 (445 amino acids)
Source: RefSeq, a predicted model, not a curated record
CCCUAGCUGUUGUACUAUACUUCUACGUGCCUUGUAGUUAGUGCAGUGAGAUACUACUACGGUCAUGUUGAAACUGUUAAUCAUGAAGUCAGUUUUCUUGUUAGGAUUUGUUAUCAAGCUAGGCAUUCUUGCUCAAAGUCAAGUGUUAAAGAAAACGUUGGUAUGUAUUUGCAUGGAAGAAUUGUCUUCUGACCUUGAGGAUCCCCUCAUCAUUCAGAAUGCCGGUGAUGGAACAGAACGUUUAUUUGUUGGCGAGCAAAAGGGUGUUGUACACAUUUUCGAUCAUAAUGAUGUUAAGUUUAAAACACCAUUCUUAAAUAUAGCAGAUCAAGUUAUGACCGGAGGCGAAAGAGGCCUACUUGGAUUAGCCUUUCAUCCUAAUUUUUGGAAAAAUCGUCGUUUCUUUGUUUACUUUUCCAGUAGAGUUAAACCUCAGAAGUCAACAGACGACCACGUUACUCGUUUAUACGAAUACCGUGCAUCUCGACGGAAUCCAGAUAUUGCUGAUACGUCAUCAGGAAGAUUAAUCCUGGAAGUACAACAACCAUUCGAUAAUCACAACGGAGGAGAGAUUAUAUUCGGAGACGAUGGAUAUCUUUAUGUAUUUCUUGGUGAUGGAGGUUCCGCGGGUGAUCCAGAAGGAAAUGCACAAAACACGCUAUCAUUACUGGGGAAAGUUCUAAGAAUAGACAUCGACACGAUUGGCAACAGGAAGGGUUAUGCCAUACCGCCAGAUAACCCCUUCAUAAAUAAACGAAACUUCAGACCAGAAAUAUAUGCUUACGGUGUCAGAAAUAUUUGGAGAUGUGGAAAGGAAUCAGGAAGAUACCACGGAAGAAUACUAUGUGGUGAUGUUGGACAAAAUAAGUUCGAAGAAAUUGAUGUAAUAAAGAAGGGAGCUAACUACGGAUGGAAAGGUCGUGAAGGAUUUGAUUGUUAUGAUAAUAUAACGUGUGGGAAAACUGGACCGGAAGUGAAACCUGUAUUUGCUUACUCGCAUGACAUCGGAAUUGCAGUUAUUGGUGGACAGUUUUAUAGCGGAUGUCUAAACCCAAGACUAAGUGAUUUUUAUAUAUUCGGUGACCUCAAUGGACGAUUGUUCCGUCUUUAUGAGAAACCCAGAAUACAGAAAUGGAGUGGACGUGAAUUACGACUUUGUGAUUCAAGCAUGUGUACUCCACCUCUUAAUAAUACAUAUGCACAAAGUAUUACAUCUUUUGGGAUUGAUGAAUCAGGAGAAGUAUACAUGGUGUCAAAAGAUGACACGAAUCGAGGAAACCUUUAUAGAAUUGUUGAUCCUGUGAGUAAUGGCAACCCCAGACGGUGCAGAGCAGCGAGAUCACUGUACAUGAAACAGAGACAUCUGCAAGAAGAAUACUACUAUAAUGACUAUGGAAAAUAACAGUUGUACAUGUAAUUGACUAAUGUGUAAAUUAAACACACACUUGCUGGAUAAAGUGAGGAAACUUUUAAUGUGAAAACAUAUAGUUUCUUCGCUCACAGAAAAUUGACUUUUGUUUUUUGUACAAGGAAGAAAAUAUAGCUUAGCAUGACCUUAUUUAUUAUUUUGUUAUUGAUAAUAUUUCAUAUAAAUAUUUAUUGAUUGAGUAUAUUCUAUAAUAUUAAAUCUUAAUGAAAUGACAAAAUAAACUAUCAACUAAUUGUUGUACUGAUUGUCUUAACUAGUUCCAAAAUCAGGCAUUACAUUCUUGUAACAAAGAUAAUCUGCAGAAAAGAAGAAGUUUUUCAAAGCAUACCUUUUAGAAAUUUACCCAGAAAAUAAGCGGUAUACGAGAGAAAAAAAAUCAGAAACUGCAUAUCUGUUAAUUCCGUAAUGCUUUUAUGUUAUUGUUUUAGUAUAAUUUUGAAAAUACUUUGAACGACAAAAUUCAUUUAUAUCUCUUCCUGUGUGACAUUUACAUUCUGGCGUCAAACUCGCGACUUUACACUAGAGUUGUUGUGAACCUUACCAGACAGUCACAUGACUUAAAUUCAUAUAUUUCAAUCCUUAAUGGGUUGAUUAAAACAAAAUAUAUAUAAAUAAGUAAUGAAAAUAGUUGUUUAAUUUAAUAGAUGCGUUUUUGUACUUUCUUGUAAAUUAUUUGUUUGAUUUGUUUGAUUUGUGAUUGUAAUACAGUGAUGACUGAUGUACCCAUGAUUUGAGAUUGUAAUACAGUGAUGACUGAUGUACCCAUGAUUUGAGAUUGUAAUACAGUGAUGACUGAUGUACCCAUGAUUUGAGAUUGUAAUACAGUGAUGACUGAUGUACCCAUAAUUUGAGAUUGUAAUACAGUGAUGACUGAUGUACCCAUGAUUUGAGAUUGUAAUACAGUGAUGACUGAUGUACCCAUGAUUUGAGAUUGUAAUACAGUGAUGACUGAUGUACCCAUAAUUUGACAAUUUUACGUGUUAU